Molecule: messenger RNA, 1882 nt
Organism: Triticum aestivum (bread wheat)
Lineage: Eukaryota; Viridiplantae; Streptophyta; Magnoliopsida; Poales; Poaceae
Exons: 2
Coding region: 470-1606 (378 amino acids)
Source: RefSeq, a predicted model, not a curated record
CCCACUCGGUUCAGCCGGCUGAGGAAGGUAGCACGAGCCGAUCCCCUUUCUCCACCACCGCCGCCGACCAAACCAAUCCCGGCCGCCUCCAGCACGCUUCGCCGCCGUGCUGCACCCCCACAGCUCUCCCCUUGAUCCGUUCCACUCACUCCAUGGAGGCGGAGGCGGCGCCAUCGGCGGUGGUCGGAGGGGAUGGCGGCGUCAGGGUCGUCGGCAGGAUCUGCCCCCCUGCAGCUUCUACCGCCGGGACUUCCUUCUUCCAGGUCGCCGCCGUGGCCGCAGCUCCUCCCACUUGUACCCCACCUUCUUCGUCGCAAGGGUUUCAUCCUGCCAUCAAUUCCUUCCCUACUGAAGGACAUUUUUUUCACAACACCAUCAAUGGUAGUCGGUGGCGUUGUUUCAGAUUAUCUGACGAUGCUUUCGCAAUUUUAAUCUGUCAGCGUCAGUCAAACCCCAACCAUGUGUGUGUAUGUUGGGUUUAACUAGGGUUUAUCAUCGCAGUUUGCUUCUCUUUUCAGUGUACUUUACAUGGUCAGCCAAGCAGCCAGCCCAAAUCUUGAUUGCAGUUCAGUGUUCAGUGUUUAGCUUCUUUUGCCCCUCACAGAGCAAAAUACAACAAGCCGUGUACCACUUCAAGUGUGUCUCCAAGCCGUGGCGCUACCUAAUCUCCGACCGCAACCACCGCAAGAGGCUGCCGCAGACCCUCGCCGGCUUCUUCUACGUUAGCGAGAGCUGGGACAACAACCGCCUCUGCCCAAUCUUCGAGCAACACUUCAGUAAUCUAUCGGGUUGCCAACCGCCGUUGGUCAAUCCCAUGCUCCCGUUCCUGCCCAACCAUGCUGACAUGAGCGUCUUGGACUGCUGCAAAGGCCUCCUCCUCCUCUGCCACCACAAGAGUACCUCUUCCCUGCGGCACUAUGAUUACUUCGUCUGCAAUCCCGCUACUGAGAAAUGGGUAGCCUUGCCGGACCUUGGGGUUGGGGACGAUGAUGAAUUCUUUCCCUACCCCUCCUGUCUGGUGUUUGACCCGGCCGUCUCCUCUCAUUUCCACGUCUUCUUGUAUCAGGAGGGGAUCGGCUCAACUGGCCAAGUGAGGAUCUACUCGUCCCGCACUGGUCGAUGGAUUAUCCGGGACAUGAGCUUGAAUCGCUGGAUUUGUCUACGUAGCACCGUCUACUUCAAUGGCCUGCUGUAUUUCCUUACCUAUGAGUAUGUGCUCGUGACCAUGGAUUUGGAGGCAAAGGAGUUGAAGGAGAUUAAGUUGCCCGAUGCUGGGGGAUCUACUUUUUUCCUGCUUGGACAGUCUCAGGGCUGCUUGUGGUAUGUCGCCAAAGAUGAAGAUGAGAAUAAAAUAUCAUUCUGGACUCUGGAAGAUGGUGCAUGGAGCUUCAACCAUAGUUUCCCCGGUUCAGACUGUCAACAUCCUGUUGCAUUUCACCCAGAUUGCAAUACCUUCUUCUUUACUAUGGGUUUGGAGAACAGGCUGAUGUCAUAUAAUAUUGAUCGUGGCAAAGCACGCUGUCUUUUCGUUCUCGGAUCAGGCCAUUUUGACUGGUUUCGUCCGUACGUGCCUUGCUUUUCAGACAUGUUAGCAGAUGAGGACUGAGUGUUGCAGGCAGACUCGGCCUGUUACUCUGGAUGGAUAGCUGACAUUCAUGGAUCAGGCGUACAUCCAUGCGAAUGCAAUGCAAUGCAACCCCGGUGCAGUGAUUCCAAAGAGUCGCUAAUUUUGUGCCAGGUGUGUUUUACUCCUUUUGUAGCAAGUGAAGUGAUUCUUCUUGAGCUACAUCUUGUAAACUGAUGACGUUGGCAACAAAACGAGGAUUUAACUUGUAAGGUAGAGCAGAUUUACGCGAUGAUUGAUUUUGUACUAGUAUGCUAA